AUGCUGGUGGAAAUAUUAGAUAUUGAGGAAGAUGCAACAACUGAAAUUGUUUUUGAGAAUUUGAGCAAGUUGUCAUUUAGUCACAUAGAAAGUCUUAUAUGUUUCUGCUCUGGGAAUUACACUUUGAAUUUCCCAUCAUUGGAAGAGUUAAAUAUAACUGAAUGUCCCAAUAUGAAGACCUUUUGUAGAGGAAUCUUGAGCACUCCAAAGUUACAAAAAAUCAAUUAUGAGAGAAUGGAAGUAGAAAAUGAGAGGAAUGAUCUUAAUAAAACCAUACAAGGAUUAUAUAAAGAGAAAAACCAGGACAUCUCUUUUGAUUUGAAUUUGAAGUGCAAGACAUUCCACCAUGAUAAUUCUAUGGAGAUUGGCUACAACCAACAUCCGAGUUCUUUCUAUCAAAAUUUGACACACUUGUUCUUGUGGAAAUGUGGAAACAUAAAAUAUGCAUUUCCAUCUUCUAUUGCCAAAAGCCUCCACCAACUCCAACAACUAAAGAUUCAAAAUUGCAAGGUUUUAGAGGAGAUCAUUGCAAAAGAAGAUGGAGCAAAUGCAGUUGUCAAUUUUGUCUUUCCAAAUAUAACCUUAUUGGCGAUUGAAGAUCUACCAGAACUUAUCGCCUUCUACCCUGGAGUAUAUGCUUUAGAAAUGCCAAAGUUGAAAGAAUUGGUGAUCCAAGACUGUACCAAAUAUGUGAACUUAAAAGAAAACAAUAUGGAGACCGAGCUUAAUAUUUUAGAUCCAAAAUCUAUCUUCUUGGACAAUAAGAUUAACUUCAGAUUGGAGUUAUUUGAAUUAAAUGAUGGUGGGACAAAUAUUCAUUGGCAAAGUCAAUCUAAAACUCUUACAAUCUAUAACGAUGUCUCUGCAAAUAUUCCACUUCGACUCCUUCAAAGAUUUGAAAAUGUGAGAGAGCUCCAACUAUCUCGGAGUCAAUAUAAAGACAUCAAGAGCCUAUCUGAUCUUCCAAAUCUUGAAAUUCUAGAAAUAGAUUAUUGUGACAGAUUGAUGAGUCUAGUGCCAUUCUUAGGUUCUUUCCAGAAUCUUAAAGUUUUGAAGUGGCUAGAAGUUUUGUGCAAUUGA
Messenger RNA from Mangifera indica (mango), 1080 nucleotides. RefSeq lists its product as uncharacterized. The transcript is spliced from 4 exons. The coding region runs from base 1 to 1080 and encodes 359 amino acids. The record is from RefSeq and is a predicted model, not a curated record. NCBI's taxonomy places the organism in Eukaryota, Viridiplantae, Streptophyta, Magnoliopsida, Sapindales, Anacardiaceae.